Molecule: messenger RNA, 645 nt
Organism: Zasmidium cellare ATCC 36951
Lineage: Eukaryota; Fungi; Ascomycota; Dothideomycetes; Mycosphaerellales; Mycosphaerellaceae
Exons: 1
Coding region: 1-645 (214 amino acids)
Source: RefSeq, a predicted model, not a curated record
AUGAACAGACCCCGGAACCGCCAGCAGCGCCCGAAUCGCGGCGGUGGGCAAACCAGCUCUCGAGGAGGCCAAAGCAGCCAAGCUCGAGGAGACCACUCCAACAACAAUCGAGGCCAAACCCGGGGUGGCGGCCACAACACCCCCCGCCCCCCUUAUCCCACCACAGUCCCCACCACAACCCAAGUCCUCCCCGGCACAUCCGUCUCCAUAGUCCUCAAACAAGACCAACCCACCGGCCGCGAAGUCCAAGGCGUCGUGCAAGACCUCCUGACUCGAGGAAAUCAUCCUCGAGGGAUUAAAGUGCGGCUUAGCGAUGGAAGGGUUGGGAGGGUGCAGAGGAUGGUUGGUGCGGGUGGGGGUAGCGGUGGCUCUGCUGCGAAGGUAGGGGGUGCGCACGCUGGUGGUGGUGGUUGUGGUGGGCGAAGGGUGGAGUUGGAGCGUGGCGAGGAUGAUGCGCUGGAUGGACCUCCACCAAGGACGCUGGCGGAUUAUAUCCAGUUCCCGUCUUCUGAUGAGGACGGGGAGACUUCAACGCGAGGCAACGAGGUGGGCUUUACGACUGCGACGGCGAAGUGUCCAAUUUGUGGCCUCUUCGAAGGCGAUGAGAUAGCCGUGUCUCGCCACGCGGAGGAGCAUUUCACAUGA